This is a messenger RNA of Lacerta agilis (Sand lizard), 2958 nucleotides long. RefSeq names its product centromere protein T (gene CENPT). The record is from RefSeq and is a predicted model, not a curated record. Lineage: Eukaryota; Metazoa; Chordata; Lepidosauria; Squamata; Lacertidae. Gene Ontology annotation, cellular component: kinetochore. The coding region runs from base 53 to 2707 and encodes 884 amino acids. The transcript is spliced from 16 exons. Gene Ontology annotation, biological process: chromosome segregation; mitotic cell cycle; kinetochore assembly. Gene Ontology annotation, molecular function: protein heterodimerization activity; DNA binding.
AAAGAAGCAGCCGUUUGAGUCUCGCGCCUGCUGGCCGGUGGCUGUUUGCACUAUGCCAGAGACUCGCCGCAGCGGCCGCCUGUCGGCAACUAAAAUACAGAAAGAGGCAGCCAUGGCUACUCGGAGCAGCUUGCUCGAGGAGAAGCUGGAGACCCCGCGGGGCCAGAGGCGGUCACUGCGGUUGAAGACGAAGGAGAUACCCUUCAGAUCCAUGGCCUAUCAAAGACCUGGUGCCUCUAUUUAUACGGAUUUAGCAACACCUCAAACUCUAUUCAGGAAGGUUCUGGAGACCCAGCCAAUAAUCUCCCCUCUUGUUCCUGAAAAACCUGAUUCCCCCAAACCAGUGGAGACAGUAUUCCAAGCUCCUUUGAAGAGUGUACCCUGCAGCAACCCAGAAAUCCAUUUGUCUGACUCUGCUCCCAAGGCUACAUCUCGGACUGCACUGCUCAACACUAGGUCAAAAAAGAAGGUCCGUCUUUCUGUGUUUGAGAGAGCUCUGGAUGAGCAACUUGCGUCAACUCAUUCAUUGUUGAACAUCACAUCUCAGUCAGAGUCUCAGAUCUCUUUUAGAACCCCACCGCCAUUGCGCUCUGCUGGGAAGAAAGGCUUAGUCCGUAGGCCAAAGAAUUACAGAUGUGUUACUGUGAAAGCUUUUGAAGACGGCAUUGAACAAAACUUGCUGCAAACAAAAGGCUCACAGAGCUACCUUGUGGCUCCAAGUACGUUAUCAAAUGAUUCCUCAGCACAAUUUGCUGAUACAGAGUCGAUUGCCCAACCUGAGCUCAGCAGGCAGAGUGGAGCAGGGCUUUCUGCUGUUCAUUCUCAGCUUCACCCAACAAUUCAGUCUUUAGCCAGAGAGAGUUUGCCAUCUUCUAUUGAGACACCCUGGCAGGGUGCAGAAAAUGAUUUGGCUGUUGAAGGAGUGACACAGAACAAAGGAAAUAUAACUCAUUCAUUGUUGGACGACACAUCUCGGACAAAGUCUCAGAUCUCUUUUAGAACCCCACCGCCAUUGCGCUCUGCUGGGAAGAAAGGCUUAGUUCGUAGGCCAAAGAAUUACAGAUGUGUUACUGUGAAAGCUUUUGAAGACGGCAUUGAACAAAACUUGCUGCAAACAAAAGGCUGUGAGUUUCCUUUGGUUCUCAUUUGGACUGGGUGCCUGUGUCUAUUUGAGUACUACCUUUUGGCUCCAAGUACGUUAUCAAAUGAUUCCUCAGCACAAUUUGCUGAUACAGAGUCGAUUGCCCAACCUGAGCUCAGCAGGCAGAGUGGAGCAGGGCUUUCUGCUGUUCAUUCUCAGCUUCACCCGACAAGGCAGUCUUUAGCCAGAGAGAGCUUGCCAUCUUCUAUUGAGACACCCUGGCAGGGUGCAGAGAAUGAUUUGACUGUUGAAGGAGUGACACAGAAUGAACAAAAAGAGAUAUUCACACAAUACACUGACUGCGUUGAUGGGACUGAAGCUGUACUUGAGGAAAAUGCUGCUAAUCCAAUGGAAGAUCAUCAGCAGAGCCUGCAGAAUCCUAAGGAAGGAUUAUUACGCGAUCAUCAAAAACAGAUGUUAAUGCAGAGCACUGAACAUGCAAAUGGGUUGAGAGUUGUGUUCCAGGAAAGGACUGUUACUCCUGAAAGAGGGCAGCAAGAGAGCCUGCAUGGGAACAGUGAUAUGGAACACUUCUUAAGUCCUGAAAAUCAUCUGCCCGCCAACCCAGUAAGAUCAUCACCAAGUGAUGCCAAACUCCCAGAAGCACAUCCAGGCCACCUGCAUCCUUCACUGAAUGAAAAGUCUGCCAAGCUUUUGGUGAAAGAAAUGAUCCCACACAUAAGCAAGGAGCUGGAAAGCAGUGUGGUUCCAACUGCUGUGAACCUUGCUGCAGGGACUCACCUGCAGGAAGAACCUUUCCCCAGUGAAAGGGAUAUUCAGAACCCCCAAAGUACUACAGCUGGAACUCCAAGCAGAUGUGUAAGUAGAAAGAGAUCUGAGCAGUUUGAGAGGCUACCAACAAAAGAAAUGGAAGACAGAACAUCUCAAGAAACUAUGGAUGACAUGGUUUCAGAAGCUGAAAUGGAUUCUGAAACUGAGGAGGUGUCAGAGACUGAAAUGGAUUCCGAGAAAGUUGGUGAGAAGAUUUGUUUGGGAAGGGGAAUGGAAUUGUGGUUACUCAUGGAAGUUGGAGAUGGCAUGCAAAGGGCUUAUCUUUUUUUUCUCCCAUCAGACUUAACUGAAAAGACACCGGCAUUUGUACGUACUAGAGUUUUGCAGUGUACACCAUUGCUGUCUGCCCUACAUGCUCCAAAAGUGGCUGCCUCCAGGUCUCUUUCAAAACAGCUUUCAGUUAAGCAGGCUACAAAGCCAGCUCAGAGGGCAUGCAGAGGAAAACGUGAGCCGGCUCUCCCCCGCAAGUUUGUAAAAAAUGUAUUUGUCCACUGUGUGAAGAUGCCAGUGACCAAGGAUGCUUUCAAGGCUGUGGAGAAUUGUGUGGACUUGUACUUUAAACAACUGAGUGACGACUUGGAAGCCUAUGUAAAUCAUGCCAGAAGAAAGACUAUAGAACCAGCUGAUCUGGAGCUUCUCAUGAGGCGGCAAGGACUGAUAACUGACAAGAUUCCAUUAAAUGUGCUGAUAGAGCGUCAUAUGCCUCUGGAGUACAGGCAGCUGCUAAUUCCUGUUGCCACUAGUGGAAAUAAAGUGUUCCCUCCCAUGCUAUGAUGAAAUGCUGGUGGCAAUCUGUUCUCAAUAUGGGGAAAGGAAUGCAGUUCCAGAAACACCCUGGGAGGCUCUAGAAUUAGAACAUUUACAGUACACCCAGCAAGUUCUCAGUACUUUACUUAAAAGACUAGGGGAAAAUCUCAAUUGUGAAUAAAAUAAGUAUUUACUCUUUUUACCUUUGUCUCCUGUAGUACAGAAGCUUUCUUCAUAUUCCUGUACAGUGGUUGUAAAAUAAAGCAAUGUUUUGCCGA